This is a messenger RNA of Eimeria tenella, 906 nucleotides long. RefSeq lists its product as uncharacterized. Bases 1 to 906 code for a protein of 301 amino acids. NCBI's taxonomy places the organism in Eukaryota, Apicomplexa, Conoidasida, Eucoccidiorida, Eimeriidae. The transcript is spliced from 3 exons. The record is from RefSeq and is a predicted model, not a curated record.
AUGGCUGCUGCAGCUACGAGUCCAGCUGCAGCAUCCACCGUAACUGCCACGGCUUCAGAAGCUGCAGCAGCAGCAGCCGCUGCAGCAGCCGCUUUGCUGCCUGGCCCAGGAGACUGCAGCAGCAGCAGCAAACAGAAAGCCCCAGAGGGUAGCACAGCCCUGGAAUGCACGACGCAUGCAGCAGCAGCACCCAGUGCAGCAGCAGCUGAGCAGCAGCUCUUGGGGGCCCCCCAGGGGCCCCCCGAUGGGACCCCCCAGGGGGCCCCCAAGGGGCCCCCCCCGCAGGGGCCCCCGCAGGGGCCCCCCCAGGGGGCCCCCCAGGGGGCCCCCCAGGCCACUGCAACCACAUAUGAAGCUAUGGCGCAGCAACCCAGAGGCCCCCAGGAGCUCAACACCCCACAGAGGCCCCUAGGGCCCCAGGGGCCCCAGGGGCCCCCAAACAUAGAGCAGCAGUGGAUUGAGGGGCAGCUGCCUCAGGGAGCCUACAGCAGCAGCAGCAGCAGCAGCAGCGGUGACUUCACGCAAGAGGCUGUGAACGGGAGCAGCAAAGUGUGGGGCCCCGAGUGCUGCGUUGCUGCUUCUCUGGGCAGUGGGGAGGAGUUUGCUGCACCGCGGCCCAUUGCUCCGUCUCUGGCUGCUCUUCUGGCAGACCUGGAGGGCGACGUCACUUUGCUGCGGCUGACCACAGCUGCUCUCUCUUGGAAAGAUCUCACAGAGCGAGGCCAGCGAGAAGCAGCACCAGCUCCGGGGGCCAUUCCGGAGCUGGGGGCCUACUGGCUUUGCAGGCAAGCAGCAGCAGCAGCAGCAGCAGCAGCAGCAGCAGGAGCGGAAGUGCUAGCAUUAGCAGCAGCAGCGGCAGUGCGGGCGCUAGCAGCAGCAGAACAACAGCAGCAACGAGAAGGGUAG